AUGAGCAUAAUAUUCAGAACCGUCUUAAACUUCGGAUUGGGUCAGGAAGCAGUUGUAGAAGGCGGGAAGAUCAUUCGCAACCAAACUGAUGGGUAUGUAAUCAGAGGAGGUAAAGUUUCUGGCACGGCUCCUAAUGCAAUAGCUUCAGUGCAGAGUCUGUUGAAUCAAAAUACUCAGAAACUGAUUACCAACAUUUUGGAAAAUUCUACGAAGUUUUUGCAGGAACACGGAAAGGAGCUCACGCCUAAACAAUUGAAUGAGACUUCAACAAGCGUUCUAAACGUGAUUGGCUCCCUUACACAGACAAUACAUACUACUUUCGAAAACCCGCUGACGGCUGAUUUAAAGAAAAAUCUCGAAGAAGAAGAUUUGAAUUUUGACGAAAUUUUUAACAUCCUGCCUGAAGACGCACGUGACAUUCGAUACGUAGAAAGCUACUCCGAUGAAGAGUGGGCGGCUGAAGCAACCAAAUUAGUACAAACAAACCUUGGCAAGAGAAUGGCAGCCCAAAUGCAAUCGCUAAUGCAUACUCUUGAAGAUGCUUAUGCCAACCAAGCUAUUGAAAACAAUAAUUUGCCGUACAGACAUUCGGUCAGCGAGGGUGGGAAUACAAUUGUGAUUUCGGUUGGAAAGGCAAGUGAUCUACUCCGUAAGAAAUACUACUGCGGUGAUUGGAAGGUAAAGUUUCCUCCAACAACUGCGGAUUUGAACACCAACCUCACGGACGACGACAUUUUCCGCAUCGGCAUAUGGUGCUACGACAAAAAUCCGUACGUCUACGCCGAGAAUUUCGACGCACUCAUUACUUCAGGUGCACUUGAAGUACAUUUGAAAGACUUGGAGGGACAUAUCUUCCCAGUGGAGAAUGCCCGAAAAACCAUAAACAUUACUAAAAGGGAUCCAGCACUUGCCUCGCCUUUCUCGACCACCAUAUACAAACCUUUUGAAAGCUACCAGAUCUUGGACAUCCAUACAUUCCAAACCAUCGCAUGGAACGUCUCCAUUUUCAUUGAGAUUCGCCCAACGAUGGUACAAGAUUUCGAUAACAAAGAGGCGUAUGUCUUCCUCAGCUACCAAAGAUUACCGGGUCCCCUCUCCCACGAUCACAGUUUCAUGUACCACUUGGACUACAUUGACAAACACAGCACCAACCACAUCCAUGUGCCAGCGAAUCACCUCGUAAACAAAACCGGUCUGUUUUACCUCGGAAUUGGCGUAGUAGACACAACUGGACAAAACUGUGUACACUUUGAUCCACCAUCUGGAAUCUCAAGUGAAUGGUGUUUUGUGAGAGAUAUCCGUUUUGAAAUUGCGGUUAAAGCGAUGACGAAAGGCUGCUAUCGUUUUGAAAAUGACACUCGGUUUGGGAACAGAUUCAUCGAGAUUGGGAGUUACCUUGGCGACACUACCAUCGAGUGUGAAACCACUCACCUUAGCAUCUUCUCUGUGGGACUGUUUAAUCUUGACGUGGACACUGACUUCAAGUACCAAUACAUUGCGGAUCAUCGCGAGCAACAUAUCGCUUCAACUAUGAUCGUAAUCGUGAUGACAGUUCACAUGCUCAUCGUAAUGAUAUUUGCGAUCAAUUACGAACUUAUGGAAGGUGAUCAGGGAUUUUUGUUCAACAUGGCUGACAAUGUCAAUUGUGAUUUAUAUCACUACAUAGUAGCUGUUGAGACUGGAUAUCGCAUGUACGCCGGUACUGAUUCCAGAAUUUUCAUCACACUAUAUGGGACUGAGGCUGAUGAAAUGACUCGCGAGCUAAGUUCCCCUCUCUUUGACAAAAACUCAGCUGUCUUCACUUGGGGUUCAACUGCAAGAUUUUUGCUGAAGACGCCUUGGAGUUUGGGCGAUAUCCGUUACGUGCGAGUCUGGGUCGACAACUCGGGUCGAGGACAUCGUGAAUCGUGGUACUGCAACCGCAUCUUCAUCAAGGACUUGCACACUGGCUCGAUUUACCGUUUUCCCAUUCAUGAUUGGCUCGGACAAUGUAUGGCAGAGGGCGCGAGCGAAAGGCUUUCUGCAGCGGAGACGAACCCUAGCAUGCUGAAUGAUUGCAUGAGCAUUCACAUGCUUGCCGAAACGAUCUCGUACAUAGCUAUGUAUACAGGUGGAGGACUUCGUACCCGACAGCGAAUCUCGCGCUGUUCGCAUGGUUUAUCUGUGCUUAUCGCACAACUAUUUCUUUGCUUGCUGAACUGGGCCAUUUGUUCGAUAGAAGGCUACGCCGGACGCAGCAAAUUCGAACAAAAUGCAUUUGGCUUCACUCUAUCCUUGCGAGAUGUUGUCUUCUCAGCUUUCCUCUUCAUCGCGAUUCUUCCAUUCACGUCGUUGCUGCCUUAUAUAAAAUCUCGUUUUGCGUCUUAUGAUGAACACGAUGAAAUCGAAGUAAUGAAACGACGUGACCCUAACGUGAAGCUUCCACCCUGCUGGCCAUGCGGAUGGCGAGAGCUUUUCCACCUUGCAUUAACCUGGAUCGUGAUUGGCUUUUUCAUAACAGAUGUCUGCCUCACAAGUCGCAUGUCUGAAGACGCCUCAACUGCGUUUACUAGGCGAUACUUCAUAGGUUUAGUUAUGUGGAUUGUCGUCACAGAGCCGUUGAAGGGCAUGCUAUGUGCUUACAUAAUUUUGAGAAAGCGUCCAGAUCAUUUCAUUAGUUGUGACUUUGAUGAAGCCAUUUUACCCCUCGGCUAUGGAGGCUCUCUUCCAGCUCCACCUGAAUGCCUGAAAAACAACGUCGUAGGCACGACUGAGAGUGAUCUGAAACAGCUCAAGGACAACAAAGAUAAGAAGACCAGAGAAGAGCUGUUUUUCGAGACAAUGCGUGAUAUGGCGUUUUUGUUGGUCUCACUUGUUAUCAUUAUGGGUCUCGUCUACUAUCACCGCGACAGACACGGCUUUUACUAUCAACAACAAGUACGAUCGCUUCUGAAUCUCGAUCAAAUUCCGUACGGUCCCAUAGCGUUUGAAUCCAUCAAUCAAGUUGAUCAUUUCUGGAAGUGGUCAAAGGAGAGCCUUGCUCCUGCUCUCCUGGCCAAAUGGUACGACGGUCAGAAAGCGUGGGCAAUGCGCGGAUUCGCAAAUGACAAGGUGUCACGAGCAAUGGGAAUCGGGCACAUCCGACAGAUACGCACAUUGCCAUCUAAAUGCAAUACAGCAGCACAACUAGCGAGGUACUUUAGCAACUGCAGCAAGGACAUUUCUUUCAGCACUGAAGAUCGCACUCCGCAAUAUGCAAGAGGUUGGAAGCCAUAUGUCAAAAAAGUGGAUGAAGAAGCGCCUCGGGAAUACAAAUAUCAGACAGCGGAAGAGCUGCAAAGUACAACUGUCGAUGGAAAGAUCAGGUCGUACGAUGGUGGCGGUUACAGCGUACUGCUCAAAGGCACGCCCGCGCAGAUAGUUGAUGCCCUGAGCACCCUCCAGAGAGAUAAUUGGAUUGAUGUGAAUACUCGAGCAAUCAUCGUGGAAAUUUCACUGUACAAUGCGCAAGUGAACUAUUUUGCCGUCGUUGAGCUAGUGGUCGAAAUGCCCGCAGAAGGAUAUCUUCUCCCAUCAUCUUGGGUGGAGUCCGUGCGCCUAAUUAGAGAACAGAACGUAGAUGGUGGCAUGAUCGUCUUAUUCGAGUAUCUCUACAUCUGUUUCGCCGUCUUGUCCUUCCUGAGAUACACCUAUGUCUACAUUGGAAACAUGAUUAAAGCAUGUGCAUCGAUCUCUUCAAAAUGGAACCCGGUCAAAAUAUUCCUAUUUAUAUUUCUGGGGCGAUUCUGGGAUCUACUCGAUUUUCUCGUGGGCAUUCUUGGAAUUUGCUCAGUGUUUGCCUACUUUUGGCGAGAGAAACACAUCAGCAAGGCACUUGACGAGUUUGCCGCAAGCAAUGGAAAUGCGUAUAUUAACCUAUCCAUACAAAGGAACCUCGAGCUCUUUUUCUCGUACUGUGUUGCUGGCGUCGUUUUCUUCAUUUCAUGCAAAAUGAUCAAAAUCCUCCGUUUCAACCGUCGCAUCGCCAUAUUGGCCGACACUCUGAAUUACGCUGGAAUGUCCAUGAUUGACUUCGCCGUGGUAUUUGUCAUUAUCUUCUGUGCAUUCAAUGCAUCACUUUAUUUGCUGCUCUGGGACAAAUUCGAAAGUUAUAAAUCAGUGGUGGCCACAUUCGAAACAACGACGGCUGGAAUGUUGGGCAAAUUUGUUGUCGCUGACAUGUUCAAGAUCACUAUGCUAGCGUCAAUCAUCUUCAUGAUCUUCAUGUACUGCAGCACACUGUUCCUCAUGAACAUAUUCGUGAUGAUCAUUCUCUUCGAAUUCGAAGAAGUCCGCAACGACAGCUCGCGUCAAACGAACACCUACGACAUCCUUGAUCACAUACAAACAAAGAUACUGCGUUCGAUGGGCAUGUUUGGAAGGGAGAACAUGCCAGCUUGCUAUGUUCAAGACUCGAUGAAAGAUUAUGAAAUGCUAAAUACUCUUCAGGCGAAGGCGGAACUGUUGCUCCACAGAGUGCGUAGAUGGCAGAUCGAAGAUGACGAUGAUUUUGUGGUUCCACCGCCUCGUGCACAAGAUGUCCCGGAUCGGCUUAGCUUCGAUAUAUUCUAA
Molecule: messenger RNA, 4590 nt
Organism: Cylicocyclus nassatus
Lineage: Eukaryota; Metazoa; Nematoda; Chromadorea; Rhabditida; Strongylidae
Source: the annotation of a GenBank genome assembly